Messenger RNA from Mycotypha africana, 2483 nucleotides. RefSeq lists its product as uncharacterized. The coding region runs from base 331 to 2199 and encodes 622 amino acids. The transcript is spliced from 4 exons. The record is from RefSeq and is a predicted model, not a curated record. Lineage: Eukaryota; Fungi; Mucoromycota; Mucoromycetes; Mucorales; Mycotyphaceae.
ACUUGAGCUCUAACUCACGCGAAACUGUCUGCAAAACUGAUCUUUUACUUAUUCACCGCUCUAUAUUUUUUACAGGUCCCGCUUUUCGUGCAUAAUUGCCAUCAAAUGAAGGCUUUAUUAAAUAUUAAAAGCAUCAGAAGAUAGAACAUAACAAUCAAAUAUAUACUUAUGCUACAGUUUUGCACCUUCGACACCACUUAGACAUUGAACUAUGCAAAGCUGACUACUUUAAAGAACAUAGUUUGACAAUCCAUUCGUCAAAGAAUCAACACCUCCUGAGAGAAGGAGAUCGAAUUUCAUGCCCAUUUCAAAAAUAGCACCAUUUCGCCAAUGCAGCAAAAUUUGUCUGCACUUUCUCAACGCUAUUCAGAGGGAGAUCCCUUUAGAUCUAGCUUUCAAAUGAAUUUGAGACCUCUGCCUUUAUUUAAUCCUGAGAGACUGGAAAACACACGUCAAAAUACGAUUGAACAAGAGGCGUUGGAGCUUUUUGGUUUACAGCCACCAGAACCAGCAGUAACAACAACAGCACCUUCUUCGCCCGAUCGCUUGCAAUUAUAUGGCGAUUAUGAUUUUGAUAACGACCUUUGUCCUAUUUGUGGUAUCACCGAUCUGGAGAAACCCUCAGAAGAUAAAUGUGUCAAUCAAGACGUAUCUCCCAAUGUUUACUUCUGUUUGUCAGUUAUACUAGGUAACAGUGUCUUGAAAGAUACUUUGUUACCCGACGCAUUGAGCAAUGAUAAUAACAGCUACAGCAAGGAUGAUAAGGAAAUGAUUCAACGACUUGUAGGAUAUGCAGCCCAAUUAGCUGAACAACGAAGUGUAGCUGAGGAAAUACUUGAUACUUUACAUAGUCUGUUAGCUAAGUAUACUUUAGAGGGCAUGAAGGAAGUAGUAACAAUAUCCAAUCAGAGGGAACAGCAACAGUUGCAGCAAACACAAGGAAGCAGCAAUGAUGGCAAUUUGGCUUUACAUUUACCCAGAGAGCUUAAGUUUAUUUCAGCUUGCUUAAAUGACGUAUCUAAACAGACGUUUGACAUGAUUUCGAGUCAAGUGAAUCAAGAAAAACCUAUUGAUCUACAAAAGAUUGUAUUCACGGAUGUCCGAUAUGCCAGAUUACUACCCUUACUGUGCAUUAUAUACGAGUCACAUAUACCCUCCCUUUCACAGUCGCGACAGCCAACAGCGGAUGAUUUGCUGUCCACUUUGGAGGGGGAUCGAACAACAAAUAAUCUAUUUACCUCAGUAAACGCCACUGCUAAUAAUGAGAUUGUUAUAUUAUCCUCCUCGGAUGCGGAUAAUCGACCUAUGAGCAACGGUAGCUUUGAUCCACAUAUUUUGAGUUUAGGGUUGCACUCUGCAUAUUCACCACUCCGGUCGUCACAACUACAGCAGCGUUCGUUCUUUUCAUCUCAAUUUGAGCAUUCACGUUCACAAACCAAUCUACCAUCGUCAACAUCGCUCUUUUCUCAAAAAGAUUUAGCUUCAUCACAAAUAGAGGUAGAGGAAACGGAAGCAAGCAUUGACGAGGAAGUGGUUAUUGAACAAAAAGUAAUGACAGAAGAAGAAGGAGCCAUUUCGACUAUAGAAUUGCCUGAUUACGAUAUUUUAUCGACACCAGAAUUGAAAGCCAAAUUGAAGAGCUAUGGCUUCAAAACGAGCAAUAAUCGAACAAAAAUGAUUGAAGAAUUGAAGAAGAUAUUUAAAACGCUACACCAAAUGAAGCAAAUGAACAAAAUAAGCAAGAAAAACAAAAACAAUGAGGGCACAAGUAAUAAUACCGGCGGUAGUAGUCAUAGUAUUACGGAUGAUAAUCGUUAUAAAAAAACUCAACAAAGCUCUGAACAACAGCAAGUUCAAGUCGAAGAGUCUGAGGAGGAAGAGGAAGUCAUUGAUUUGAUCAACAUCGGCGGAUCAAUCACCAGCGACAAUAAUGUUAGGAACAACAAUAAUACGAAAGUGGAUCCUGAUGUCAGAGAAGAGAUUAUACAACAUUUGAAAUCAAACAAAGAUAUAUGGACAAGAAUUCUCAUGUAUCAACCUGUCUCAGUUGAAGAAUGUCAAGUUGGGUUAAAACGUAAAAAGAAUGAAAUCAAAUCCGUAUUGGAUGAAGUUGCAGCAGCCAAAGGCUCAAAUACUUUCCAUGUGAAAAAGAAGCCAAAAACAACUGCACCUUCAGCCUCUUCUGUCAUUAUAGACUGAAAUGCAACAGCAAUGAAGAACUUAAUACCAAACAAGCAUGGUUGUAGCUGUAUUUUAUACGGCCUUACUUCUUAUUUAUUUUCUACCUUCAUUAACAUUAUUAUGCUGCUGAUUGAUUAAGCAUUUUCCUUUUAUCGUUUUUAAAUACCCUCAUUACCGAAGCUUGCUAUUUAUAAAUUAUACCUGUGAUUGAAAGCCAUCGGCUUUCGGUAUGCUUUGCAUCGACAUAUUAUUACGGGUGCGGACCGAGCUACUACACAUAUAAGCGCUCUCCUGAUUCCCCU